AUGGAACUAAUGAACUUUGAUUUGAACUUGGUUUUUGUUCCUCAAAGUAUGAAUGAAUUUCUUGGGGAAGUUGCAAGAGCCAGGGGGAGAUCUCAGAGGUUAUUCAUGCUUGGUGAUUAUUGUAAAAGAUUAGAAGAUGAGGUCAAGAAGAUCGAAGGUUUUGAACGUGAGCUUCCUCUCAGCAUACUUAUCUUAAAGGAUGCUGUUGAGAGGAUGAAGAAGGAGUUAAUGCAGUGCUCAAAAUCGCAUCAACGGCCCAAGACUAAAAAAAUCAUGGACUUUAAGGAAGAAGAAGAAGAAGAAGAUCUGUCUGCUGUGGAGAACCCAACAAAGGUUGGUGAUGAUGACAGGAAGAGAGAGGCGGCUUUUGAGGAAGAAUUUGAUAGAGAAGUUGCAGUUGAAAAAGGAAAGGAGGUUUCGCUACUUCUUGCCACACCUCAGCGCAAAGUUAGUCGAGUAAAGUUUGUGUAUAAGGCAGAACAACUGCAACUUGUUCCCAAGAAAGCAAGGAGGAGCUGGUCACCUGAACUUCACAGGCUCUUUCUGGAUGCACUUGAACAUCUUGGAGGGUGGCAAGCAGCCACUCCUAAGAAAAUAAAAGAAUACAUGAAAGUUGAAGGGCUCACGUCUGAUGAAAUAAAAAGCCAUCUGCAAAAAUACAGACUUCACGUCAGAAAUUCUACAGUCACUGAAGCAAAUGAAAUAUCGAUGGCUCAUGAAAAGGUACCAAACCUGAGCGUCUUCAGGGCUGGUUCUCCACAUUGCCUUGCCCUUGGAAGAAGGGCCGAAGCUCAUCGGCAAGGCUAAUGCAAGCAAAUUAUAUAAGCUUAUUUAUAUAAAUUGAGAUGAUAACUUGAAAUUAGAUUAUAUAAUCGUUCACUUUUUUUU
Messenger RNA from Mangifera indica (mango), 888 nucleotides. RefSeq names its product transcription factor HHO5-like. The record is from RefSeq and is a predicted model, not a curated record. NCBI's taxonomy places the organism in Eukaryota, Viridiplantae, Streptophyta, Magnoliopsida, Sapindales, Anacardiaceae. The coding region runs from base 1 to 807 and encodes 268 amino acids. Gene Ontology annotation, molecular function: DNA binding; DNA-binding transcription factor activity. Gene Ontology annotation, biological process: regulation of DNA-templated transcription. The transcript has 5 exons.